ACAACGUUCUGCGGGGGCGCGCGCGUGCACUCUAAUCCCCCGCCUUCCGGCUCCGGCGGCGACGCUCGUUUCUCGCCGCCGUCCCUCGCCGCCGCCGCCGCGCCACCAGUGCCAGCCUCCCUUUGGGGACUCCAUUUGCUUUUAGUGCGGUCUGGGCGCCGCGCACGCGGGCGCAGGGCGAUGCCCGGUGCCGGCGGACUGACGUUCCCUGCGCCAAGCGGCCGCCCGCUGGCUGGCUGGCUGCGGCAGUGACACCCUGGUCGCCUGCGUCCGGGCGGAAUCCGGGCUCCCUCCGCGGGAGGAAAGACGUCCCGCGCUCUGGAGCUCGCCCAGCGGGGAGAGGCCCUCGCUAACACGGCUUCUCUCUGACCUCUUAAUUUCAGGAGGUUUCGGAGACUCUGAGUGCCUAUACAGCCCCCGCAGGAACUACUUCUGUUGGCCCACCGAGGAUCGUCUUUCACCGGGAUUAUUGUAACAUCAUCUUCACGGAGCCUUCCACCCCAUAGCCUCUACCUUGGGUCCUAAUUUCCACCGAUGCAGUUUAUUGAUGCUUUCUUUAGUAAUGUUGCAUCACAUGUCCACUAUCCUCCUUUCCAGCUGCCAAAUGCAGUAGGUUUAAGUCGCUUUUAAAGUAGAGAGUUUUCUGCCUGUUCCACUUUCACCUUAUUUGCUCCGCUCACUUCCGUCCGGGUCAUCUCUUGCUUAUGAUUUCCACGAGCACUCACUUGCGCAACCUAUAGCAGAGUCCUUGCCUAGAGAGACAGCAUUCCAUACAAUCCACUGCUUGACAAAGACCACAUAGACAGAGGGUGAGUUUUCCCAUUGUAUUUUCCUGUAUGUCAAGUUUACAAGUCCUCUCUUGACUUAAACUGUUUACUCCCUAGCACAUUUCCUAAAAUACUUCCACCUGAGAUUUAGUGGCAGAUUUAGCAAAGAACAUUACCUGCAAGGAUAGCAAGAAUUGAGUAUGCAGUAGUACUGUUUAGAAACUGUUCAGUUUCUGACCUCCAGUGUGAUUGCAAUUCACGAAAGAACCUAAACCCUACCUAAGUGAAGAGGAAGGAAGAAGAUAAGAGUUCAUUGGAGCUAGGCUUUGUUGUAGAAAGUUUGUAAGUUUUAAAACAGCAAGUAAACAUUCAUGUAGACCUGGUCAGGAAAUUGGUCACUGCAGUAUCCAUCUAGGUCCUAGAAGUGAGAGGAGGAAUCUUUCAACCUCAUUUUGUAGUCGCUUUGUAUUCAAAUCUUAGUUGCUAAUUGUCUUGUUCUAGUAAUCACCUAAAAUAGACACCUAAAAUGUUGGGGAAACGUAAGCGUGUGGUGUUGACAAUUAAGGACAAGCUUGACAUUAUUAAGAAACUUGAGGAAGGCAUCUCUUUCAAAAAACUUUCUGUGGUGUACGGAAUUGGUGAAUCCACAGUUCGUGAUAUUAAAAAGAACAAAGAAAGGAUUAUAAACUACGCAAACAGUUCAGAUCCUACCAGUGGGGUAUCCAAACGUAAAUCUAUGAAGUCAUCAACAUAUGAGGAACUUGAUAGAGUUAUGAUAGAGUGGUUUAACCAACAGAAAACAGAUGGGAUUCCAGUGUCCGGAACGAUUUGUGCAAAACAAGCCAAGUUCUUUUUUGAUGCUUUGGGCAUGGAAGGUGAUUUUAAUGCAUCAUCAGGCUGGCUAACUCGAUUUAAACAGCGCCAUGGCAUUCCAAAGGCUGCUGGUAAAGGAACAAAACUAAAAGGAGAUGAAACUGCGGCCAGUGAAUUUUGUGGUAAUUUUCAGGAAUUUGUUGAAAGAGAGAACCUACAACCAGAGCAAAUUUAUGGUGCUGAUCAAACUGGAUUGUUCUGGAAAUGUCUACCAUCAAGGACAUUAACUCUUGAAACUGAGCAAAGUACUUCUGGGUGUAGGUCAAGCAGAGAGAGAAUCAUUAUUAUGUGUUGUGCAAAUGCCACAGGUUUACACAAACUUAACCUUUGUGUUGUGGGGAAGGCCAAAAAGCCCCGAGCAUUCAAAGGCACUGAUCUUUCAAACCUUCCUGUGACAUAUUACAGUCAAAAAGGUGCAUGGAUAGAACAAUCUGUUUUCAGACAGUGGUUUGAAAAGUACUUUGUGCCACAGGUGCAGAAGCAUUUGAAAUCCAAGGGACUCUUAGAAAAAGCAGUGCUUCUUUUAGAUUUUCCCCCAGCACAUCCACAUGAAGAAAUGUUGAGCUCAGAUGAUGGCAGAAUAAUUGUGAAGUAUUUGCCACCAAAUGUCACAAGUCUGAUUCAACCAAUGAGCCAGGGAGUUCUAGCCACUGUAAAAAGAUACUACCGAGCAGGACUUCUCCAGAAAUACAUGGAUGAAGGAAUUGACCCAAAAAUAUUUUGGAAGAACUUGACAGUGUUGGAUGCAAUUUAUGAAGUGUCAAGAGCUUGGAACAUGGUAAAAUCAAGUACCAUAACCAAAGCAUGGAAAAAACUUUUCCCUGGCAGUGAAGAGAAUUCAGGUAUGAACAUCGAUGAAGGAGCCAUUUUAGCAGCCAAUUUAGCAACAGUUUUACAGAACACAGAAGAAUGUGAACACGUUGACAUUGAGAAUAUUGAUCAGUGGUUUGACUCUCGGAGCAGUGACUCAAGCUGUCAGGUGAUGAUUGACAGUGAAAGUGCUGAGGACCAGACCAAGGCUGCUGAGCAAAAGCCUUCCAGUAAGAGUAGAAAAACAGAACUGAAUCCAGAGAAGCAUAUUAGCCAUAAAGCUGCACUUGAAUGGACUGAAAAUUUACUAGAUUAUCUUGAACAACAAGACGACAUGCUUCUGUCUGAUAAGUUGGUAUUAAGGAGGCUUCGGACCAUGAUAAGAAAAAAACAGAAGAUCCAAAAUAGCAAAAAUCAUUAAUAAGGCUCAGUGUAUUUGCAUCUUUGCGACUGUAUCUGCAGUGAAACUUUUCUUGUUUGAAGUCCUGUGGAUUCCAAAGCCAAAUACAUUUUAUAAAUGAUUUUAGGAUUAGAUGUCAGUUUGGAUUACUUUAAUACAGCUCUUUAAUGUUGACUCUAAUCAUGGGGCAUUGACAUGUAACUUGUCUUUCUACGGUUUCUAAUAUGUAUUGUACUAAUUAGAUCAUAAGGUACCCAAGGCCAGGGGUCUUGUGUCUGUUGUGCCUGAAUUCAGUGUGUCUAAUAAAGGCCCAUGCACACUAUAGGCACUCAAUAAAACGUACAUUUUUAUGGCUUUCUUUGAA
Messenger RNA from Cebus imitator (Panamanian white-faced capuchin), 3214 nucleotides. RefSeq names its product tigger transposable element derived 2 (gene TIGD2). The transcript is spliced from 2 exons. Gene Ontology annotation, cellular component: nucleus. The coding region runs from base 1294 to 2871 and encodes 525 amino acids. Gene Ontology annotation, molecular function: DNA binding. Lineage: Eukaryota; Metazoa; Chordata; Mammalia; Primates; Cebidae. The record is from RefSeq and is a predicted model, not a curated record.